Molecule: messenger RNA, 3417 nt
Organism: Erinaceus europaeus (western European hedgehog)
Lineage: Eukaryota; Metazoa; Chordata; Mammalia; Eulipotyphla; Erinaceidae
Gene: PRRT3
Product: proline rich transmembrane protein 3
Exons: 4
Coding region: 443-3190 (915 amino acids)
Source: RefSeq, a predicted model, not a curated record
UCCCCGCGCCGGCGCCCCGCAGGACAGGCAGCCUGUCAGCUGUCCUCAGGGCGCUGUGACAGCAUGCCCGGUGCCCACCCAGCUCCAGCCCGGCUGCCUGGAGGAAGCGGUGGGCAGGCAGCGCGCUUGAGGGGGGCUGGCGGAAGGCCAGGCUCGCAGAGAACAGCGGGCAGGCGCCGAUUGGGGACAGGAGAGCCGAGCAGCUCCGGCUCCCAGAGAUCAGAUGGCCGCCGGCAGCUCUGCAGGAAAGAUGCGGCAGGCUGGCUCACUGCGCAGGGAAGGGGGGAGAGGCCGGCUCUGGGCCCACUCGCCGAGUAUGAGCUCAUUGCUAUUUAAAAGACGCCAGUCUGCGCUGAGAACCUGCUGGGGGCCGCCAUCCAGCUGUAGGCUUGUCCAGUGAGGACCGGAAGUGGAGGGCGAGGACCCAGCCUCUGAGGGGACCAUGGCCUCUAGUCUCCGGCAUGGCGCCCCCUGGGGGCUCCUGCUGCUGCUGCUGGCCCUGGCGGCUGGCCCUGCACUGGGCCAGGAUCUGCCCUGGCCACCUGAGGCCCCGGGAGCCCACCCUGUCCCGCCAGGCGAGGAGCCCCAGGCACAGGACUUCCUCUGGGUGCAGCACAAAGAGAGGAGCUCUCCCAACUCCUCUGUUCCCCUGGACCCGGUGCUGCAUGGCCCUAAGGCAGCCCCUGGGGCUCCAAGAGAGGGGCUCUCCAUGACCUAUGACCUCCAGAUGGCACGAGCACCCAGUUCUCAGGGUUGGACAGGACCCCCGGAGCCAGAAGCACCAGCCCCUCCACCAGUGAGGGCCCCCCACCUCUCCAUCACCCCUGGCACUCCCAGACUCCAGUCUGGGGGGGGCACAGCUACUCCCUCUCCAGGGGAGCCUGCAGUGCAGGGGCCAUCCAGAGAAGAGGGGCUGGGGGCUGAAGUUGGGGUCCAAGAUACUCCCCCCUUGGGGUCCCAGGGCCCUGCCCAUACUCUCUGGCCCCACCCUGUUACUGUUAAGAUAUCAGCACUGGAUGCUUUAGGUGGGAGCCAGGGGGACUUCCUGGAGGUGGCUCGAGCCCCCACCUUCACCCAGCAGGACCUGGCAGCCCCUGGCCCUGGCUCGGGGCCCCCUGUUGGGGCAGUGUCCUCCUGGGAGCCUGGGCCCCAGCCGGACCUGGCACUGGCCAGAAGCCUUCCUCCUGUUGAUCAGCUGCCUGUGGAGUCCCCCAAGAAGGCUGGCAGUGGGGAGCCCUGGGAAGACAGCCCUCCAAUCCCUUCACCCACACAGACCAACCCUCCUGAUGGUGAGGGUCCCCCAAGAUCCCAAACCUUGAGGUCCCCAACCUCAGAGGCUCUGGAAGACUCCAAACCAGAAGUAGCAGCCAUGAAUGGGGAGGAACCCAUCUCCCCCCAGCGGGUGAGAGGGGCAGUGGAGCACCCAGGCACCCCCAGGACUCUCAUUCCGGUCAUGCUGGAGCCCAGACCAGCUCCGAACCACACAGAGAGCCCUGCGGGGGCCUUGAAGCCAGAUGACGCCGAGGAGUGGGCGGGGCGCCCCCAGAGCCACCCUCCGGCACCCCCGGUGCAGGCCCCUUCGACGACCCGCCGGGGCCUCGUGCGGGUGACCACGCAGCGCGCCCUGGGCCCGCCACCGCCCCCGGAGCCCUCGGCCUCGGCCCCCGCCGCCUCCGGCCCCCUAGCCAACGCCACGGCGCCGCCCCUGCGCUGGGGCCCGCUGCGCCGCGUGCUGCACCUGUCCUGGGAGCUGCACGUGUACGGCGCGGGCGCGCUCUUCCUGCUGCCCGCGCUGCUGGCGCUGGCCACGCUGGCGGCCGCCCCGGCCGGACCCCGGCUGGCGCUGGUGGCGGCCGCGCUGGUGCUGGUGGCGUCGAUGCUGCGCUCCGCCUACCUGCUGGCCGACCCGUACGGCGCGCGGGCGCGGCUGGGCGCACGGGCGGGGCUGGCGCUCUACGACGCGCCCUUCCCGCUGCUGCUGGCGGCGCUGGCGGCGCUGGCCGUGCUGGGCCUGGGCGCCGGGCUGCCCGCCCCGCUGCGGAGCCCCCCGCUGCUGGCCGCCGCCGGCCUGCUCCACGUGGCGGGGCUGCUGGGCGCCGACGUGCUGUGCGCUCGGCCGGUGCUGAACGUGCUGGCGCAGGGCUGCUCGUGCGCCUGGGGCGCGGCCGUGGCGCUGGGCACCUUGUGCCUGUGUCGCCGCCGCCUGCUGCAGGGCGCGCGCGCGCGCUCCUCGGUCCCGGGGCCGCGCCUGCUGGCCGUGGCGGGCGCGCUGGGGCUGCUGGCGGCCGGGCUGCAACUGGCCGCCGCGCUCUGGCUCUACCCGGGCCCCGGCCGCCCGGGCCGCUUCUCCUGGGCCUGGUGGGCCGUGCAUUUCUGGCUUCGCCUGCUGGAGCUGGGCUGGGCACUGGUUUUGGCGUUGGGUGCGGUGGCCGCCGCCAGGCCCCGGCCGCCCACCGAGCACGCCUGCUGGGCCAAGCUGCUGCGCCUGGCCUGCCCUGUGCCGCCGGGCAAGAGCGAGGUACCCGAGCGCCCUAACAACUGCUACGCGGGCCCCGGGGGCGCGGGCAGCCUGGCGGUCAACCGCAGCCUCAUCCGUGAGCCGGGCGCGGCGGGUUCGGACCCCUGGGGCUCGGCGAGCGCGGGGCUGUCCCGCAGCAGCGGCGGGGCCGCGGAGCCAUCGCUCAGUGAGCUGGACCUGCGGCCGCCGUCGCCCAUCAACCUGAGCCGCAGCAUCGACGCGGCGCUGUUCCGCGAGCACCUGGUGCACGACAGCGUGUUCCGCCGCUGCGGCCUGGCUUCCUCGCCGCCGGGGGGCGCGCUGCGGCCGCGCCGUGGCAGCCAUCCGGACGCCGAGCAGGACGGCGCGGGCGCCGCGGGGCUGCGGGGCCGCUGCCGCUCGCUGAGCGACGUGCGCCCGCGCGGCCCGGUGCCCCCGCACGUGCUGGAAGCGGCCCGAGGCGCGGCAUCGGGCAGCUCGCUGGACAGCGGCUCGCGGGGCUCGCUGCGCAUCAGCUGGAACCCGUGGCGCCACGGGCUGUCGUCGGUGGACAGCCUGCCCCUGGACGAGCUGCCCAGCACCGUGCAGCUGCUGCCUGCACCCGCGCCCGCCCCGGCGCGCCCCGCGGAGCCUGCAGGGGAACCCCGCCGCUGCGACUCCCGCAGCGCCUCCAGCGACACCAUCGACCUCUGAGGACGCGGGACCCUGACCGCUGGCUGAUCACCGCGCUGGGCGCCCCCGCGGUGCCUUGGGUUUGCUUUUUAUUGUCUGCAUUUUGCACAGGGGCCGUGACUUCUGCUGAGCACAGGGUGGACACGCACGGGUUUGGGGACCGGGAUUCCCCGCAGUGGACAGGGGAAGCUCGCUUGCCCAGACUGUCUGUCCUCUUCGUGCCAAAGAAAUAAACCCUUAGGACUUGG